This is a messenger RNA of Lynx canadensis (Canada lynx), 720 nucleotides long. Its product is annotated as basic proline-rich protein-like. Lineage: Eukaryota; Metazoa; Chordata; Mammalia; Carnivora; Felidae. The transcript is spliced from 3 exons. The record is from RefSeq and is a predicted model, not a curated record. Bases 1 to 678 code for a protein of 225 amino acids.
AUGGAGCCUCUGCCCGCAGCUCCGCCUGCACCAGGGACAAGCAAAGGCUACAACCCCGAGCGGCCCAGCCCCUUCCCUUCCGCCCCGCCGCGGUCCCGUUCCGGCCGCGGCCCUUCCCCCUCCCGGCCGCCCGCGAACCGCCGGGGCCUGGGGCUGGCUCGGCACCCGAGGGGGGCGGCCCCGCUCUUUGUUGAGCGCCGACCCGGGACCUACUUCCUCGCCGGCGUCCGCGUCCUGCUUCCCGGCGUCCGCCGGCCGCUCCCGGUCUUGCGCCGCCGCCUCCCGCCGCACCGCACGUCCUCUCGCAGGCGGCGGAGGCGCGUACCGCCGCCGCCGCCGCCGCCGCCGCACCACGUCUCCCACCCGGGGCUGCGUCACCGGGUGAAACGUUCCUGGCCAGCGUGGGUCGGCGCCCAGCGGCCCGCCCGAGCGCUCCGGCCGCGGGACCAGAGUGCCGCCCUGAGGCCUGGUCGGGACACGACACCCUCCGGGCCGGGCCACCGCGCCCCCCAGCCCCCCCACGGCCGGCCGCGUCCUUUCGGGGGCCCAGCCUCUCCUACCCACUCUGAGAUUAGGACCCCCCACGCUCACCCCGUGAGCCGACGGGCCUCUGCUAAACCGCCCCCAGAUCCGUCAGCUCCUUCCCACCAGCGCCACAGCAACAUCCUCAGAGUCUGAGCGAACUGCGCCCAGCGCGGGCACGGAGCCUCCCACCGCCAG